AUGGACCCAGAGAGGCAGAGGAAGAGAUCUUGUGUGAAGAUAAGGGGGAGUGUGGUGAGUUUGGACACUGAGAGGAAGGGAAAAACACCUGAUAAAAGGGAUAAUAGCAAAGAGAUGUGUAAAAGGAGUAAAAUGCUAGUUUCAAUAUUUGAAAAUGCAAGAAAUAGGAAUUCUCAGAUGAGUAUAAACAAAUCACAAGGAUACUUUAGUAACAAGGAAAGUAUUUUCGAACCAAUCCAGGGAAUAAAAACCAGAUAUCUCAGUUCAAAACAAAUUAGAACCAAGAAACAGCCUCUUAAUAUCUCUCUAAUCUCAGAGAAAUAAAGCUGAUUUGAAAUAAAACCAUAAAAUUCUAUCAAGACAAAAUAAAAGAUGAAAGAAAUGAAGAGUCUAAAGCUGAAUUAAACUUGAGUAGGAUUCUCAGAAAGCACGACUAUGGAACUACAACAGAGGUAAUGAAGUCUAUGGCUGAAGUGAUUCAUUACAAUCGGAAGCUCCUAAGGCAAAAGAUAAUGGAGCUUUCAUAUCCUUCAACUAUAAGAAAAUCUAAAGACAAAGAUUUCGAGAAAGACUUUGACCAAGUUAGGGAUUUCUUCAAGCAAGUCCCUGAGAAAUAGCCUAAUCAGAGAAGAAAAGCAGAAUGCAAUCAAAGCAGUCAAAAGGAUUAGAGAUUAUCAACUCAAGGUUUCUAGGUCAGUCGAAAGCCUGAUUCCCAGAAAGAAUCUAGCAAGUGUGCCAAGGAAGAACCAGAGAAGCUCAAGGCCAAAGCAUCGAGCUGAAGAAAAGAUUACUGACACAAAAUUUUCAAUGGAUAAGGCAAAGCAGCUGCUGAUUGAUAAUGUCGACCAUUCCUUUAAAACAUCUAUUCCUUUAUCUCAGCCGUACAAGUUUUCAAUACCGACAAAAAACACUAUGAAGGAGAACAGGAAAGAAGCGCCAAUCUCUAGGAUGAAGAGUUUGAGAAACGUUCCUAGGACUCCAAGAGAUACAUCAGAGCUUGCUUGUCACAAGAUUCCUUUCCAAAGGACGAACAAGAGGUACUUUGAGAAGGACUCUGUCUUUCCCCAAAAAGAGAGGAAACUAAUCCAAAAACUGAUUGCUGAAAGACGAACAGAUUGCUUAUUUGUCCAAAGAAGAUAUCCUCAGCGUCAGUUUCAAUAA
Moneuplotes crassus is the source of this 1161-nucleotide messenger RNA. NCBI's taxonomy places the organism in Eukaryota, Ciliophora, Spirotrichea, Euplotida, Euplotidae. The record is from the annotation of a GenBank genome assembly.